AUGGAUCAAAGUUUGUAUAGGAGUAUGAUUGGUAGUUUGUUGUAUCUUACAACUAGUAGACCUGACAUUACAUUUGUUGUAGGAAAUGCAAAUUCCUUGCUUAUAGGAUAUUGUGAUGCAGAUUGGGAAGGCAAUGUUGAUGAUAGAAAGAGUACUUUAGAGGAUAGGAAUAUUCAUGUGCUGAUAUCUCAUGUUUUGGGUAUUGAACCUAAGACUGGUGUUGUGUCGGAUGUCUCCACAUCCUUGGCCCAACCUGAUAACACUACUGAAACCCGUCUAGAUAAAUUUGAUGUCAAUGUGUCUACUCAGUCUUAUGAAAAAUCAGAAGAUAAAGAGGAUUCUGAUGGAAAGUCUAGUUAUUUAGCUGACAAAGAAGAAAACUCUAUAGAGAAGAAGGAUCAAUCUCCAGACAUCGUGAAUAUAAAUGACCUGGACUCUGAUGAUGAGCCCAUUGGUAAAAGACUGGCUCCUAGAAUAUCUAAAAGCAAGGUAGUUACUCCUGUUUCCAAGAAGAAAUCUCUUAAGAGGAAGGAAGCCCCUUCUGAGUCUAGUGAAUCUGACCAUGAUGUUGAACACAAUGUUCAAGACAUUAUUUCUUCUACAAGAAAGCAAGCUUCUGGGAAGAAGAUUCCAACAAAUAUUCCUGAAGUUCCAAUUGACAACAUCUCAUUUCACUAUGUGGAUAAUGUAGAAAAAUGGAAACUUGUUUACCAAAGAAGACUGGCAUUGGAAAGAGAACUUGGCAAAGAUGAUUUUGAAUGCAAAAAACUAAUGAGUCUAAUUCAAGAAGCUGGAUUAAUGAAAAUUGUGACUGGAUUUGGCAAGUGUUAUGAAAUGCUUGUUAAAGAAUUCAUUAUGAAUAUCUCUAAGGAAUGUGAUAACAAGAGGAGCAAGAAGUUUAGAAAAGUGUAUGUAAGAGGAAUGUGUGUGGAUUUCUCUCCUGAAAUCAUAAUUAGGUUUUUGGGUAGAAAUGAAGAAGGACGAGCUGAAGUGGAAGUUUCUGACAAUGUCAUUUGUAGAGAGAUUACUGCUAAACAAGUUAAGGAAUAG
Molecule: messenger RNA, 1050 nt
Organism: Lathyrus oleraceus (garden pea)
Lineage: Eukaryota; Viridiplantae; Streptophyta; Magnoliopsida; Fabales; Fabaceae
Exons: 4
Coding region: 1-1050 (349 amino acids)
Source: RefSeq, a predicted model, not a curated record